GCAAAGUGGGAGAAAUGGUGGGGAAGAGGCAUCAUGGGAGCUCAAACAUGGCGGUUUUGCUGCAGAGCCAGGGGAUGUACAAAGAGUUCUCUGGGCCUCUGUUUGCUCCGGGAACGCCUUCAGGCGGCUCUCUUGGCUCAUGGUCUCUUGCAGAUCUCAAAGAUGGUCAUGGGAACAGCCUCGAGAGACCCUUGUUUAGGCCAGUCGAGUUGGAUGAAAUCGGCGAUGAUGACUCAGGUGAGUAUCCUCAUCAGCCAGACAAGAAGAGGCGGCUAACUACAUGUCAAGUUCAAUUCCUUGAGAAGAGCUUUGAGUUGGAAAACAAGCUUGAGCCUGAGAGGAAGCUUCAGAUUGCAAAGGUUCUCGGACUAAAGCCCAGGCAGAUUGCUGUGUGGUUUCAGAACCGCCGUGCAAGAUGGAAGACGAAGCAGAUAGAAAAGGAUUAUGAGUCCCUGAAAUCAAGUUAUGAUGCUCUCAAGAUGGAUCAUGAUAGCCUUGUGAAGGAAAAGGAAGACCUAAAGGCUGAGGUUCUUUCUCUCACAAAAAGACUUCUGAAGGAGGAGAAUGGCAGCUUGGAAUCAUUUGAGCCAAAAAGAUUACCUGAUAAUUUGCAGAAUUUAGAUUCCACUUUGGCCUUUGAGGUGAAGAAAUUGCAUGGCCAGACCAUGCUAUGCAAGCAAGAAGACAUUAGCUCUGCCAAUAGCGCCAUAUUAGAUUCAGAGAGCCCCCAUCACGCUCAUGAAGGUGAUUGCUCCAUGCUCAUGGAGCUCAACAGUUACUCAAAUGCUUUCAGACUCCAUCAUUCUGACCACUCACAGAUUGGUGAUGUUGACGAUGUUAAACACUGCAACUUCUUGAGCCCCGAGGAUACUUCAUGUGGUUCCGAGUUCCAUGUGGCAGAGCAAGUCUUCUGGCUUUGGCCUUAGUAACAACUCCUGUAAAAAUAAUUAAUAAUUUAGUGGCACACACAUAUAGUAAAUAAAGCUAAAUCCUAGGUGUGUUGUUGUGUUGUAUUCGGUCCUUUGAUGUGAGCAUGUAUAAUCUCUUGUUUUCAUUUUGAUCCAAAACUUUCAUGCCAAGGAUGAUGUAGAUAUACACUGGUACUCUAUCAAUGUCUUGUAAAAGAUGGAGUUGUCCUAUUUGCCACAAAACCCUUGACGGUUUUCAUA
Molecule: messenger RNA, 1169 nt
Organism: Musa acuminata AAA Group (dessert banana)
Lineage: Eukaryota; Viridiplantae; Streptophyta; Magnoliopsida; Zingiberales; Musaceae
Product: homeobox-leucine zipper protein HAT5
Exons: 3
Coding region: 15-926 (303 amino acids)
Biological process (GO): positive regulation of DNA-templated transcription
Cellular component (GO): nucleus
Molecular function (GO): sequence-specific DNA binding; DNA-binding transcription factor activity, RNA polymerase II-specific
Source: RefSeq, a predicted model, not a curated record